This is a messenger RNA of Octopus sinensis (East Asian common octopus), 2424 nucleotides long. RefSeq lists its product as uncharacterized. The record is from RefSeq and is a predicted model, not a curated record. Bases 148 to 2292 code for a protein of 714 amino acids. The transcript is spliced from 10 exons. NCBI's taxonomy places the organism in Eukaryota, Metazoa, Mollusca, Cephalopoda, Octopoda, Octopodidae.
AUUCCACCAGGUGUAUAACUGAAGAAAACACACUGCUGAGUGUUUCUCCAUUGUCUUUUCACCUGAGGGGCUCAGUCCCUGAUAUAAGAGAUAGCCUCGUAAACGUUACUUCUCAGUAAGACAGAUUUGAGACAACAGGAGCACAACAUGAAGUUCCUUCUGACAUUGGUCGUCUUUUUUUUCUCAAUUAUGGUCUGUGGCCAUAGUAUGGAACAGUCCACUACCACCAUGGGGACCUGUAUCACACAGUCAAUGAUGAGCUGUUUCUAUCCAGCUUACCAGACUAUGAAACAGCAGUACCAUCGUCUCAGACGAACUUCUCACCUGCAAUUCAACAAACAAGAUUUUGAUAAUAUGUGCCAGGUCUUGCAGACUGAUAUUGUAUAUUGCAUGGACAGAAUUGAAGGUUCUUGUGGUCAGACAACUAGACAGAGUGCUUUGAAACAACUGAACACAAGCUUUCAUUACUUCUGCUACAACGGAUGGAAAGAUUACCAGAAAUUCCAGAAAUGCUUCAAAUCAAACAAGAACAAUGUCCAAGAGAAAAUAAGGCACUGCUACACAACUUCAGAACUGAAUCACAGAAAUUUCUUUGAACAUGAGUAUGAAUAUAUCAAUCGUGACUUCUUUCAUAACUAUCCAAACUCUUACAAUUGGCAGGGAUAUUUUGAGGAUGACCCUAACAAGCAAGGUGAUGGUCAAGUUCAUGACCAAGGUCAAGGCUAUCGGUCUGACCAAGCAUUGCAACCUGAUGCGCCUUUCUCUGAGACUGGCACAGCUGGAAUCCAAGCUGAUGCAACUGCUCCGGCUAAAACAGAAACUGUCACUUCUGCAGCCAAAAAGGAUGGUGUUAAAAAUGAAAGCGAUGAUGAUGAUGAUGAUGUCAACAUGCACGAGUGGCUACGUAACUUUGGAAAUGGCUUUGAUCAUAAUCGUGACUAUAAUUCCGGCCACAACCGUGACUACUGGGCGAACAAAUAUAAUUGGCAUAACAAGAACAACUAUUACGAUAACAAUCGCCGCAACAACUACGAUGGCAACGACUACGAUGGCAACAGAAGACAUUGGUAUGACAACAGUUACUAUGACAAUGAUGAUAACUAUUACAACAAGAAAUACAACCAUGAUGGAUGGCAGAAAAGUCACUCCCAAAGAUCAGACCUUUUCAGCAACGACUACUAUAAUCAAAACUUCGAGCGACUGAACCGUGAAACUCGAGAAGAACCUGACAAGGAACAGCCCCAGCCUGAAGCGGAGAAACUAAAACCUGACAUCCAUGGUACCUAUGAACAAGACAAGGACUGGGAGAAUAACAGGAAUACACCAUUCUAUAAUAACCACUAUCGGAACAACUAUUAUGAUCGUAACAGGUUCUAUGACCAAGACUAUGAUUAUGAUGGUCGUAACUAUGGUUACAAUUACUAUAAUUCCAAUGAACGUAGACCAGAUUACUGGGCGUUUUAUAACUAUGAUGUAAGAUAUCGCACAGACAUUUGCAGAGGAAUGUCAAAGAUGAGAGACUGCUCUCAUGAAAUGAAGAAAGUCUGCAACCAGGAAUCUGAUAAUUUUAUGUAUAAUCUUAACAACAUGAUCUAUCAAUUUGGACGUCUUUUUAUGAACUGUGAUAUGUCAGCUGAAUCUGCAGAGCCUUCACCAGAAGCUGAGGCAGUUGCUAAAAGCGAAACAUCCUAUUGUGACCACCGCAAGGCAAUUUCUUGUACCCAACCGUUCCAGAGCUGGUUUAGCUCUUUCAAAGACAAUGAAUUCAAGCUAUUCUCUGACUAUGACACAUUGAGGAAUAUGUGUGGAACAAUGCAGCAAAAGAUGUUUCCUUGUAUAAACAGAGAGAUUGCCUCGUGCAAAGAUAAUUUCCAAUAUCCAUUCGAGACUCUCAUACAGUCAUUCACUCACCUUUGCAAACCAGAAAUCAUGGAAGAUCUGACCAACCACCAUGAAUGCUGGAGCAGCCACAGUGCCAACGUCACUUACGGUCUUUGCAAAGAGCUGAUGCAAAGCAAGAUGGAAUAUUAUUACGACAGACAUAAGGGAGAUGCUAUGCGUUACAUCUGCGGACUUAUGUCUGAAUUUCAACAUUGUGUGAACAUGAUAGACUGUGAAGAAGAUGCUAGAAAUUUCAUGGGGAAUUUCUUGAGCGAAACCAUGCAACCCAUCAAAGAGUUCUACCAAUGCAAUGAGUCAAGGUACAAAGAAGCUGGUUACAUGAAGUCAGUCAGUUGGUACGAUUACCUUCCACCAGAGAUGGCGAUGAAUUACCGAAAUAAAUUCAAUUAAAGAAGGAAAUAAAAAUCAGUGAAGUCAACUGAUGUGAUUUUCUGGGUUUUUUUUAAUUAAACGGUAAAAUAUUUAGCCCUAAAACAAUAAAACAUAUUUCUACCCUUUUUUCAAUAAAAUAAAUUAAAAUAA